GGACUGCUGAUGGUAGCGGAAGGGGAGUCGUACGAGUAGAGUGAGAAGCAGAUAAUAUGAGAUCACUUCCGUCUCUUUCUAAUAAAGCCUGAUUGGAUCAGCAGUACUGCUGAUUUCUUGCAUCAGCAGUCCAUUCUAUAUGUCGAUGGUCACUGGUCACUGGUUCGAGGUUCGAGCGUUCGAGUUCGAGGCUGUCGUCAUCCGCAGUUACGUUCAAGCGGUUGUCACAGUGCGAGCCUACGAGCUGCGAGCUGCGAGCGAGUGUUUGUGUGCGUGUGUGUGUAAAUGUCGGUUGACGUCUAUUCCGAGAUACGCCGACGGGUGAUGUUGUAGAUCGUUCUCGAGGAAACUGCAUUGCCGCGGUGCUGUUACCGUCUCGAAAACUUGGAUGCGAUUGUCGUCUCUUCACGUAGCAAUCUUUGACGUUCUCGAAUUCACAGCGAGAGAUUGCGCAUAGGAUAGAAAUUAAACAGUGAAAGAUGUUGGCGAGCAGCCAGAUGGACGUCCGAGAUAAUUACAUGUACAGCUGUUUGCUAGUCCACUUCGAUGUUGACACUUUGAGGUACGAGCAUUAAACGAGCACAGAUUCUCCACCGCAGCGUGGGGAGUGGUGACGAUGCAAAAUAACUCCAAAACUAGAGAGAUGUUUAUCGUUCGAGCUUUGGAGAAGAUAUUGGCCGAUCGAGAUGUCAAGAGAUCGCAUCUCUCGCAGCUCAGGAAAUCUUGCGAAUCCGCACUCGAGGACCUCCGCAACGAGAUCAAAGAUGUACCGGUUGUGCAAGGCGAAGAAGUGACCUCAAACGCCCUUCCACAGCCCAAAAGCGACUCGAACGUCAUCACAGCGGAGAAAUACUUUCUACCGUUUGAGUUGGCAUGUCAGAGCAAGUCGCCGAGGAUUGUAGUGACCGCGCUGGACUGCCUGCAAAAGUUGAUCGCGUACGGCCAUCUCACCGGCAAUGUGCCCGACUCGACAGAGCCAAACAAGUUGUUGAUUGUGCGCAUUGUCGAAACGAUCUGUGGCUGCUUCACUGGUCCGCAGACCGACGAGGGCGUGCAGCUGCAGAUUAUUAAAGCCCUACUGACUGUGAUGACGAGCCAACAUGUGGAGGUGCACGAAGGCACGGUGUUAUUGACGAUUCGUACCGUUUACAACGUUUACUUGGCGUCACGCAACUUGGUGAACCAAACAACCGCCCGCGCGACCCUCACGCAAAUGAUCAACGUGAUCUUUGCACGGAUGGAGACUCAGGCAGAGGAGGAGAAUGUGAGAAUCGAUGGGGAGCAUCAGCAGCAGGAGGCUGUUGUUGUGGCGAACGGUGAGGCUGAGGCUGAACUAAACGCGGAAAAUGCCUCCGACACCGUUGAUCCUCAAACGAUUGUCAAGGGUAUUCUCGAUGAUGUGGUAAACUCGGUGGUGCCGUUGGAGGAGGAAGUCAAUCUAGAGAACGGCAGUCCAGAGGACAAUGGCGACGAAGCGACCGCCGAGAAUGACAACAUGGUCACCGCCAAGUUCACCCACGUGCUGCAGAAAGACGCGUUUCUCGUGUUUCGCGCUCUCUGCAAACUGUCGAUGAAACCUCUACCGGACGGCACACCUGACCCAAGAUCGCACGAGCUUCGGUCCAAGAUCUUGUCGCUGCAGUUGCUCCUAGGGAUCCUGCAGAACGCUGGCCCGGUAUUGCGCUCUAACGAGAUGUUCGUCAUCGCCAUUAAACAGUAUCUAUGCGUCGCGUUGUCUAAGAAUGGCGUAUCCUCAGUACCGGAGGUGUUUGAGCUCUCGCUGGCGCUGUUCUUGGCACUGCUUGCGCGUUUUAAAGUGCAUCUCAAGAUGCAGAUCGAAGUGUUCUUUAAGGAGAUCUUUAUGAACAUUCUCGAGACCUCCAGUAGUUCCUUCGAGCAUAAAUGGAUGGUCAUACAUGCGCUCACGAGAAUUUGCGCGGAUGCCCAGAGUGUCGUCGACAUCUACGUCAACUACGAUUGCGAUCUCUCCGCGGCGAAUCUCUUUGAACGACUCGUUAACGAUCUCUCUAAGAUCGCCCAGGGUCGCCAAGCCUUGGAACUCGGUGCGUCACCGAAUCAGGAGAAAUCCAUGCGUAUUCGUGGUCUCGAAUGUCUCGUUUCCAUCUUGAAGUGCAUGGUGGAAUGGAGCCGAGAUCUGUAUGUGAACCCGAGCGUGCCGGCAGAUCAGCAACCACUCUCGGAUCCACCAGACCCGGCGCCAGAAACCCCGCUGCCGCGCUAUGGCAGCGCCGGCAGUCUCUCGUCGGCCAACUCCAGUCUGAUCGGUAACAAGGAGGUGCCGGACUCGCCGGAACAAUACGAGGUACAAAAACAGCAGAAGGAGGUGUGGGAGACCGGCAUUGAGAUUUUCAGCCGGAAACCCGGCAAGGGUGUGCAGUAUCUGCAAGAGCAGGGGCUACUCGGUACCUCACCAGAAGACGUGGCUAGAUGGCUGCAUCUGGACGAACGGCUCGAUAAGACCGCCAUCGGCGACUUUCUGGGUGAUCAUAAUCACAAUCAGGUAAUGUACCACUACAUUGAUCAGAUGAAUUUUGCUGAGCGCGAUCUAGUAACCGCGCUGAGAUAUUUUCUGGAAGGCUUUCGGCUGCCCGGCGAGGCGCAGAAGAUCGACCGGCUGAUGGAGAAGUUUGCCAGCCGCUAUUGUGAGUGCAACCCCAAUAAUGGCCUCUUCACCAGCGCGGAUACAGCCUAUGUUCUCGGUUUCUCAAUCAUAAUGCUGACCACUGAUUUGCACUCACCGCAAGUUAAGAAUAAGAUGACCAAAGAACAGUAUAUUAGGCUUAACCGGCGUAUUAGCGACAAUGAGGAUCUUCCCGAGGAAUACCUUUCUAGAAUCUAUGAUGAAAUCGCCGGUAACGAGAUCAAGAUGAAGUCGAACCCCAACAACAGCCGGCUUGCCGGCAAACAGCUGAUCUCCAGCGAGAAGAAGCGACGAUUGCUAUGGAACAUGGAGAUGGAGGUAAUCUCUACAGCGGCGAAGAAUUUGAUGGAAUCUGUCAGUCAUGUUCAGGCACCGUUCACUACGGCAAAACAUCUCGAACACGUGCGCCCCAUGUUCAAGAUGGCCUGGACGCCGUUUCUCGCGGCCUUCAGCGUCGGCCUGCAGGACUGCGACGAUACGGAGAUCGCGUCGCUUUGCCUCGAUGGCAUCAGGUGUGCUAUUCGUAUUGCCUGCAUUUUUCACAUGAGCCUUGAGCGCGAUGCUUAUGUGCAGGCGCUGGCGAGAUUCACUUUGCUGACGGCUAACUCGCCUAUUACCGAGAUGAAGGCGAAAAAUAUCGAUACCAUUAAAACCCUCAUCACGGUAGCGCAUACCGAUGGCAACUAUCUGGGGAGCUCGUGGCUCGACGUCGUCAAAUGCAUUUCUCAGUUGGAAUUGGCACAGUUGAUUGGCACCGGAGUACGACCGCAGUUGCUGGGCCCGCCAUCGAAGCCGCAUUUCCCAUCGCCGUUGGCAAACUUUGGCAAUCUCGCGCAUUCUGCCAGUUCGCACCAAACCAGUAAUCUCAAUCUGAGCUCGUUAGACCCCAGUGUAAAGGAGUCGAUCGGCGAGACCAGCUCGCAGAGCGUCGUCGUAGCCGUCGAUCGUAUCUUUACCGGUUCAACGAGGCUUGAUGGCGAUGCCAUUGUCGAAUUCGUCAAAGCUCUCUGCCAAGUCUCUCUCGAGGAGCUGGCGCACCCUACACAACCACGCAUGUUCUCUCUCACAAAGAUUGUCGAAAUCUCGUAUUAUAAUAUGGGUCGUAUUAGAUUGCAAUGGUCCAGGAUCUGGCAAGUACUUGGCGACCAUUUCGACAGGGUAGGAUGUAGUCCUCGGCAAGAUAUCGCGUUCUUCGCCGUGGAUUCUCUGAGGCAACUGGCUACAAAGUUUAUUGAGAAGGGCGAGUUCGCCAACUUCAGGUUCCAAAAGGACUUUCUCAGGCCAUUUGAACACAUCAUGAAGAAGAAUAGGUCACCCAUGAUCAGAGACAUGGUCGUCAGAUGCGUGGCGCAAAUCGUUCACUCGCAGGCACCCAAUAUCAGAUCUGGUUGGAAGAAUAUCUUCAGCGUUUUUCACCAUGCGGCCAGCGAUCGUGACGAGUCCGUCGUCGAACUGGCCUUUUCCAUGACUGGCAAAAUCAUUAACGAGUUGUAUGCAGAGGACUUCAGCAUCAUGGUGGACUCCUUUCAGGACGCUGUCAAAUGUCUGAGCGAGUUCGCUUGCAACGCAUCUUUUCCGGACACCAGCAUGGAGGCCAUACGGUUGAUACGUUCCUGUGCGUCCUAUAUCGAUGCGAAUCCCAAUCUGUUUGCCGAAGGUAUGAUGGAUGACAGCGGGAUGGUCUCGGAGGAAGAUCGAGCCUGGGUGAGAGGAUGGUUUCCAUUACUGUUUGAAUUAUCCUGCGUGGUGAGCAGAUGUAAGCUGGAUGUUAGGACGCGCGCGCUGACAGUACUCUUUGAUGUCGUCAAGACUCACGGCGCGUCCUUUAAACCUCAUUGGUGGAAGGAUCUCUUCCAGGUUCUUUUCAGAAUCUUCGAUAACAUGAAACUGCCCGAACAGCAUACCGAGAAAGCCGAGUGGAUGACGACAACGUGUAACCACGCACUGUACGCCAUUGUAGAUGUUUUCUCACAGUUUUAUGAUAUUUUGGGUCCCUUAUUGCUGGAGCAGCUGUAUUUCCAGCUUCUCUGGUGCGUUCAACAGGACAACGAGCAAUUGGCUCGGUCGGGCACUAACUGCCUGGAAAAUCUGGUCAUCAGCAACGGUAUCAAGUUCGACGAGCGAACCUGGGAGAAGACUUGUCAGUGCGUCUUGGAUAUUUUCGAGAGUACCCUGCCGUCCGCUCUACUCACAUGGAAACCGCAGUCGCCAAACAAGGAGUCCGAUCUCGACGUGAUCACUGGCGAGUCCGACGGCCUCCAUAUUGGUAUCCUGAAGCGGAGCAAUAGCGCGCAGAGCCUCAACACCGAGUCCCUGCCGAAGGCGAAGCUCUUCUCCGCGUUGCAAAUUAAGUGUAUAGUUCAGCUCGAAUUGAUACAGACUAUCGACAAUGUUGUCUUUUAUCCGGCGACCUCGCGUAAGGAGGAUCAGGAGAAUUUGGCGCUCGCACAGGCCGACAUGCUGAACGGCAAGUCGUCAGAGCUUGUUAACAAUAUGCAUCGUAUCUAUAGGGCCACCGCCGAUCAACAGAAGGAGGAACAGGGCAUGUAUUGCGCUCUGACGACUAACCACCUUCUGCAGCUAGUGGAAUGUUUGCUGCGAUCGCAUCGCUUCGCGAAGAACUUCAACUCGAAUCACGAACAGCGCAACGUACUGUGGAAGGCCAGUUUUCGCGGUAACGUGAAACCGAACUUGUUGAAACAGGAAACGCAGUCGCUUGCCUGCGCGCUACGCAUCCUCUUCAAAAUGUACAGCGACGAAGCACAUCGGGCGGACUGGCCCAAGGUCGAGGCACGGCUGGUCGAGGUGGCGUGCGAGGCCUUGGAGUAUUUCCUCGCGCUCGCCAACGAGGCUCAUCGCGAAGCCUGGACGCCGAUCUUGCUGCUGCUGCUCACGCGCAUCCUGAAAAUGAGCGACAACCGCUUCGCGGUUCACGCCUCCACUUGCUAUCCCUCCCUCUGCGAAGUCAUGUGUUUCGAUCUCAAGCCCGAGCUCAGAUCGGUAUUGCGUAGGUUCUUCCUCAGGAUCGGACCGGUCUUCAGAAUCACGCAGCAGUAAUAGUUACGAGCUAGUGAGCUACGGAUCUUAUUACUAUCUUGGAAUCUUGUGAUCUCCAGUUUCAACGGAACUCUUUUGCGAGAGAAACGAAUGCCGUAUGCCAAUCUCGACCCCCAAUAGGAUAGGAAUGUAAUGAAAUAUAAAGCGCGAUUAGAUACUUUGGCUUAAACCGUUUAUAUACAAUCUAUAAUGAGAUCAGCAGCGUCAAAAAUUUUUUCAGCGUAUUCGUAUCAUCGUACGCUUCAUCGAUUUGCUUUCACUCUUCUGUGUGUAGCAUUACAUCUAGCGCUAAAUAUGACUUGGAUUUUAUUUGUGCAAUAAACAGAUUCAUGCAUGAGCGGCAUAUCAAUCGCGGUCAAUAAUAACUUGAUCAUAUCGUGACGAUUUAUUAAUUAAUAUAAUUUUAUUUGUAAUAUAUAAUGUGUGUGUGUAUAUGUAUAU
Molecule: messenger RNA, 6160 nt
Organism: Formica exsecta
Lineage: Eukaryota; Metazoa; Arthropoda; Insecta; Hymenoptera; Formicidae
Gene: Sec71
Product: brefeldin A-inhibited guanine nucleotide-exchange protein 2
Exons: 13
Coding region: 617-5719 (1700 amino acids)
Biological process (GO): regulation of ARF protein signal transduction
Molecular function (GO): guanyl-nucleotide exchange factor activity
Source: RefSeq, a predicted model, not a curated record